This is a messenger RNA of Gaeumannomyces tritici R3-111a-1, 1553 nucleotides long. Its product is annotated as shwachman-Bodian-Diamond syndrome protein. Gene Ontology annotation, biological process: ribosome biogenesis; cytosolic ribosome assembly. Lineage: Eukaryota; Fungi; Ascomycota; Sordariomycetes; Magnaporthales; Magnaporthaceae. Bases 359 to 1312 code for a protein of 317 amino acids. The record is from RefSeq and is a predicted model, not a curated record. The transcript has a single exon.
CAAGCGGGGUGGAGGGGAGCCAGUACAGCGAAUUGCACGAACGAUGACUUUCUGUGAUGCAAGCGCUCAACUAUGGAAACUUCGAAAAUCUAACCCAACGAAUCGAAGAAAGAAAAGAAGAGCAUGAUAAAAAGCCUGGAAGCCUGCCUAAUAGCUAGAUGAUACACGGGAUACCCAAAACUUGGAAAGCAAAACAGAACCCGUCAUCGGCGCCAUUUCUUUGAUCCACCGCCCUAUCGCGCAAAACUCCCGCCUCACGAGCGCACCUCGACCCCUAGACCUCCCCGGCGCGCGCGAGACCGCAGCAUAGGCAAGAGCAAGACGAGACCGGCCCCCCUCCCGGCAGAGCCACCCCAAGAUGUCGCGCCAAAUAUCGCAGCCGUCGAACCAGAUCAAGCUCACAAACGUGGCGCUGGUCCGGCUCAAGAAGGGCAAGAAGCGGUUCGAGCUCGCGUGCUACAAGAACAAGGUGCUCGAGUGGCGCUCGGGCAUCGAGACGGACCUGGACAACGUGCUGCAGAUCCCAAACGUCUUCCUCAACGUCUCAAAGGGCCAGACGGCGCCGUCGGCCGACCUGGCCAAGGCCUUCGGCCGGGACGUGCCCGUGGCCGACGUCAUACUCGAGAUCCUCAACAAGGGCGAGCUGCAGGUCGGCGAGAAGGAGCGCGCCGCCCAGCUCGAGCGCGUCCACAACGAGGUCGUCGGCAUCGUCGCGUCCAAGCUCGUCGACCCCCGCACCAAGCGCGUCUAUACCACCAGCAUGAUCGACAAGGCCCUCGACAUGCUGACCUCGCAGGCCCACGCUCAGAGGGCGAGCAACGCCGAGGACAGCGGCGGCGGCGGCGGCGCGGCCGAGGACCCCGCAGCCGCCGCCGCCGCCCCGGCCGUCCACAAGCCCGUCUGGACCGGCAUGUCCACCACCAAGAGCGCCAAGAGCCAGGCCCUGGAGGCCAUGAAGGCGCUGAUUGCCCACCAGCCCAUCCCCAUCUCCCGCGCCAGGAUGCGCCUGCGCAUCACCUGCUCGACAAACGUGCUGAAGCAGUCGGUCAAGACCUCCGCCGCCGCCCCCAAGGCCUCGGUCAGCAACGACGCCGAUGGUGCCGACCAGCCCAAGGCGCCCGGCACUGUAAAGGACAAGAUUCUGAGUUAUAUCGAGCAAGUCGAGAACCAGGAUGUCAUCGGUUCCGAGUGGGAGGUUGUCGGCUUCGUCGAGCCUGGCGCCUUCAAGGCUCUGUCCGAUUUCCUCGGCAACGAGACCAAAGGCCAGGGACGUGUUGAGGUUCUAGAAAUGGCAGUUGUGCACGAAGAUUAGAACCCGAAGGAUCAGUCAUAAAAUGCAGUUAUGUCCACGUCAACCUUCGCGCCUCACCCUUCUUGUGAACAGGACACCGGGCUUUGCCGCGAGACCCCUUCCCCUUGGCUAACCAAGCCGCCAAGCGGUGACAGUGAUGAUAGAUCGUCUCGGUUACGCUGAGAAGUUUAUACACCAUAGACGUCGAAGAUGUGGAGUGCGUGGAAAGCAAGAAAUUCACAAGAGGCACAAACGCCAUUUG